CCCCGGUCCUGCCCGGGCGGCCGCCGUUAGCCUGGCCCUGCGGCAGCCCGCGGCCAAGCAGCCGGGAGUAGCGGCCCACGUUCGGAUCUCGCCCUCCCACAUUUCGCUUGCCUGCUCGGUAUGGCUAGCUACCUGCGGGUCGUACGCUCGCUCUGCAGGGUCCCUGGCGCUGGGUCGGCCUGGGCGCCCGCAGCCCAGACAGCCCCGAAUUUGCAAGAGCAGCCGCGGCGCCACUAUGCCGACAAGAGGAUCAAGGUGUCCAAGCCCGUGGUGGAGAUGGAUGGGGAUGAGAUGACCCGUAUUAUCUGGCAGUUCAUCAAAGAGAAGCUCAUCCUGCCCCAUGUGGAUGUCCAGCUCAAGUAUUUUGACCUCGGGCUCCCACACCGUGACCAGACCAAUGACCAGGUCACCAUUGACUCCGCGUUGGCCACCCAGAAGUACAGCGUGGCCGUCAAGUGUGCCACCAUCACCCCCGAUGAGGCCCGUGUGGAAGAGUUCAACCUUAAGAAGAUGUGGAAGAGUCCCAAUGGGACGAUCCGGAACAUUCUUGGGGGAACCGUCUUCCGGGAGCCCAUCAUCUGCAAAAACAUCCCACGCCUCGUUCCUGGCUGGAGCAAGCCCAUCACCAUUGGCCGACACGCCCAUGGUGACCAGUACAAGGCCACAGACUUUGUGGUGGACCGGGCCGGCACAUUUAAGAUGGUCUUCACCCCGAAGGACGGCAGCAGUGCCAAGGAGUGGGAGGUGUUCAACUUUCCUGCCGGCGGCGUGGGCAUGGGCAUGUAUAAUACCGAUGAGUCCAUCUCUGGCUUUGCGCACAGCUGCUUCCAGUAUGCCAUCCAGAAGAAGUGGCCGUUGUACCUGAGCACCAAGAACACGAUCCUGAAAGCCUAUGAUGGACGCUUCAAGGACAUCUUCCAGGAGAUCUUUGACAAGCACUAUAAGACUGACUUUGACAAGAACAAGAUCUGGUAUGAACACCGGCUCAUCGACGACAUGGUGGCUCAGGUCCUCAAGUCUUCGGGCGGCUUUGUGUGGGCUUGCAAGAACUAUGAUGGAGAUGUGCAGUCGGACAUCCUGGCCCAGGGCUUUGGCUCCCUUGGUCUGAUGACCUCUGUGCUGGUUUGUCCGGAUGGGAAGACCAUUGAGGCAGAGGCUGCUCAUGGUACGGUUACCCGCCACUACCGGGAGCAUCAGAAGGGCCGGCCCACCAGUACCAACCCCAUCGCCAGCAUCUUUGCCUGGACACGUGGCCUGGAGCACCGGGGGAAGCUGGAUGGGACCCAGGACCUCGUCAGGUUUGCACAGACCCUGGAGAAGGUGUGCGUGGAGACCGUGGAGAGUGGAGCCAUGACCAAGGACUUGGCGGGCUGCAUCCAUGGCCUCAGCAAUGUGAAGCUGAAUGAGCACUUCCUCAACACCACGGACUUCCUGGACACCAUCAAGAACAACCUGGACAAAGCUCUGGGCAAGAAGUAGGGGAGGCGCUGCCCCAGCCGCUGUGGUGGACAGGACAGAGCCUGGCGGGCAGCAGCCACCGCUUUUCCUGACGCAGCGGAGGGUGAGCCGCACAGCUCCUCUCCGGGGAGCCUGCGCACAAGGCCUGAUUUUUAGGGGACAUUUUUUAUAAGUGAGAUAUUUUUAAAAGCCUGUCUGUGUUUCCCCUCAUGGUGAUGUGAGGCAGGAACAGCGUGUUUUACCUCAACCAGUCAGUAUGUUUUGCAUACUGUAAUUUAUACUGCCCUUGGAACACAUGGUGCCGUAUUUAGCUACUAAAAAGCUCUUCACAAA
Messenger RNA from Chrysochloris asiatica (Cape golden mole), 1791 nucleotides. It is a transcript of the gene IDH2, whose product is annotated as isocitrate dehydrogenase 2 (NADP+), mitochondrial. Gene Ontology annotation, biological process: isocitrate metabolic process. The transcript has 11 exons. Gene Ontology annotation, cellular component: mitochondrion. NCBI's taxonomy places the organism in Eukaryota, Metazoa, Chordata, Mammalia, Afrosoricida, Chrysochloridae. The coding region runs from base 121 to 1479 and encodes 452 amino acids. The record is from RefSeq and is a predicted model, not a curated record. Gene Ontology annotation, molecular function: isocitrate dehydrogenase (NADP+) activity; magnesium ion binding; NAD binding.